Patella vulgata (common limpet) is the source of this 3046-nucleotide messenger RNA. RefSeq lists its product as uncharacterized. The record is from RefSeq and is a predicted model, not a curated record. The coding region runs from base 1 to 2754 and encodes 917 amino acids. NCBI's taxonomy places the organism in Eukaryota, Metazoa, Mollusca, Gastropoda, Patellidae. The transcript is spliced from 19 exons.
AUGGGUUUUUUUCUUUUUACAGACCCUAAAUUACCGUCGUUACCGCCAUCGUUCCAGACAAGAAUAGAGGCUAAUAUUUUAGAUAUGAAUUACAGUAUAUCAGCAGUGGAAUAUGUUGAUGAUGAAAAUAACCGAGCUAAUACAUGUACUGUUAGUAAUUUAACGGGUGAUGCAAACACAGUAAUAUUUGGUGGAGGAGGUGCUGCUGGUGGAAUACCCCACGUCUACUCUACAGCUGGGGUUUUACAUUUCGCUAAGGAACUUGGAGAGACGUAUAUGGGAUCAGGAACUCUCGUGAGGGGUUUAAAGGCCAACCACUGGCAGACCUGUAUGUAUUGGCCUGUUGUACGUGCCAACUUCACAUUAGAUUAUUAUUUUUCUGUACCUGGCUGGAAUAAUUCGGCGGGAGCUCCUAGUGUACCACUGCGAGCUGAGGUGACUGGUAUAUACACUAUAAUAAAUGAUGUAACGCAACAAUUCCAUCAUAUAUAUGAUUAUAUAGAUUUUAGAACCUCACCUCCAGAUGAUCCCAGCGUGUACGAGACACCGGCAGGAAUAUCAUGUCCAGGAAGAAAGAAAGUUCGAGACAUGCCUAAAUUAAAAUCUAAAUAUUAUUAUCGUGAAGAGAUUAUUUCCCCUGGAGGACAACAAAUUCAACAAGCAGACGUCUGGUAUGAUUUUGAUUGGCAGUUAUUACGAUAUGAUUCCAGACCCUUGGAUAUUUCCCCGCCAUACAAUAGUCUGAACCCUUAUACAGAGAUACAUGAUUACAAUACGGGUGUUGCCUAUGCCAUGGAUAAAUUGAUAAAGAAUUGUACGAUCAUGCCGAUAGAAAAUGGAACAUGGGAUUCUGCUUACAACAGUUCCAGACAAUUUCUGCAUAUGAGGAGUCCUGGUUCACUGUUUUUCCUGGACGAUUCGUAUGCUUAUUCCGGACAGAGAAAAGCACGUGGUAUAGAUUGUGACGUAUAUACUUCAACAAGAGCAGAUUUUAGCGACGGAUUAAACGUAUUCGAGAUGUACUUCCUGAGGGAAGACUGGUCCGCCAUGGAUAAUAUUGGUUUAGACACGGACACUCCAGACAUUCCUAUACGAUUAACAAUAACGGGACCAGGAGAUUUUGGAUUUACUGUCAUAUAUGAAUUAUAUGAUUUUGAUCAAGAAACUCCAGAUAUACAGACAGCCUUCGAUAUCAGUAACUGUUAUAACGACUUUGAAAAGAUAGACUUUAGGAUCACCUUCCCCUCCAAGGCUGGUAAUCUGUUAUCGGAAUACAGAACGAUUUUCAUCGACCAGGCCAUAUUACUGAUAGCCUCAUUAUCUGGAGGUUUGUCACCUCUGAGAAUAACUCGUACAGAGGUCCACUGGGAUGACAGCAAUGUUUACAUGAUAGGAACACUUCUCGACAAGGCGCCACCUAUCGCUAAGUACGUCAAAAUGCCCAGUAAAGUUGCACCGUUUAAGAAUGCUCUGACGUUACAAGGUGUAACUGAUCCAACUUCGUGUGCUGAACAAUGUGAUAGUGUUGAUACGUUUACAUGUAACAGUUUUGAUAUAUGUGCUGGCAAACAAGUGUGUACUUUAAGUAAAGAUUAUAAUUCAGAUGGAGUAAAACUCAGUGAUAGUCUGGAAUGCGAUCAUUACACACGAGUUGUCGGCGGAAGAGUUGAUAAAGAGAUAGCCUUGAACGAUGCAUGGAUUGUUUUAACAGACCAGGUUGUAAAAGGAACCUUUCAAGUAACUCUGAAUCUUGAUGAUGGUUCGAAACAAGUGUUAAAGGGUUCAGAUAUAACAUCAGAUGUUUUAAGAAAUCCUAACAGAGUAGCAUCAAAAACAGCCCUACAACAUUUCAGUGGACAGGCCAACAAGCAAGUGAAUGGAUUUGAUGAUUUGAUUUUAACAGGAACAUCUAUAGAUGACUGCGCUAACGAAUGUUUAGGCGAGAUCGUGUUUUCCUGUCAAUCAUUCGAGUAUUGUUAUGAUACGGGCUAUUGUGUAAUGAGUCACACCCACCCGGAUGAACGGCCUGAUUUAAUAAUUGCCAGUGAUCAUUGUGAUCUUUAUACUAGGUCCUACACAGCCAAAUUCACCGAGACGCCCGGCACAACCGUUCUAUCCUCUUCAGACACGAUCUACCAGAACAUCAACUCGGACAACCAGUGUGCUAGAUUAUGUGUAGAUUAUAAUGAGUUUGAUUGUAAAUCGUUUGAUUAUUGUCCAAACAUUAACACAUGUUUUCUGGGCAGGAAGCACGUGUUUGAUGUUCCUAAAUCAAAUAUUCAAGAAGAUCCGCAGUGUAACCAUUACUCAAGAAACUAUGCCGAUGAUUUUAAACUAAAAGCACACAAGGAGAUAGCUCUACGAGAUAAUCGUGUGAUAGAAGGUGUCAGUGCUGAACAGUGUGCUAAAAUGUGUGUAGAAGAGGAGUCGUUUUCGUGCGCUAGUUUUGAUUACUGUGGCAACAUGACGGAGUGUCGCCUUAGUGACGCCGCCAUGUCUGAUAUUGGUCAGGUGACCAUAGAAGCGUCCACAUUUUGUGAAGUUUACAUACGUUCGUAUUAUCCAGAUGGAUCAGUUUAUACUAAACCUGUUGCUAGUGGUUACUCAUCAGGUGCCAUGGGAGGUCUAGGAUUCGCCAUGUUGGUUUUAGGGGCGUUGUUGGCUGUGGGUAUAUAUGUAGCAAUCGGUAAAUACCAGGGAAAAUCUCUGGAUUCUAUGACCAUUUCCUUUAAAAACAUGGAAAACUCAGAUUAACUCGGAGAAUUUCAGUAUCUACUUUCAUUUUACAUUUUUAUAUUGUUGUUGAUUUGAGAUCUCUGCCGCUAGACCACGUGUCAUCGGAUGCAUGACGAUUUAGAUACAAUUUUAUCCACAAGUUUUUGCAAAACAUAAGAAAUACGUGGAAAGUUCAUAUUGUAUUUAGAUUCGAUUGUUUUGUUUAUCUGACAGCGGAUGAUUUGUCAUCAAGUUUUGUCUACCGAUAUGUUAGUGUUCAGUGGUGUUUGUUUAAUUGUUUGGUUUAUUUGUUUGUUAUAUUUGUAAGUAU